Messenger RNA from Caenorhabditis angaria, 865 nucleotides. NCBI's taxonomy places the organism in Eukaryota, Metazoa, Nematoda, Chromadorea, Rhabditida, Rhabditidae. The record is from the annotation of a GenBank genome assembly.
AUGACACUACCGGUUUUCUCAUUUCUCCAGUAAGUUUGAAAAAUGUUGAAUGAGGUAACAUUUGUUAUUUUCAAGAUGUUGUAUUCUUUUUCUUCCGGAUUCAUUUUUUUCACUCUAACACAUUCUAAUAUUAUACCUACUCAAUAUAUUCGUUUGGGUUUGAAUUUGUCGGGAAGUAUGUUUUUAUCAAUAUCAUGUAUGUUGGCGGUUAUGUUCAUACAUCGUUAUUUUUCUAUUGUAAAGCCUGAACAGUUAUUCCAUUUUCAAGGAAAAAGACUAACUUUGUGGCUGUUAUAUACUUUAUUUUUUGGAGUGAUUUGUUACAUAAUUGUGCUUCAAUUCGUAAACAUUGAUGAUGUUACCAGAGAAUACACUAAUAACGAUUUGAGCAAUUACUAUGGUGUUUUUAUUGAUGAUAUUGCAGCUUUCACAUUUAUAUAUUAUGACACAAAAUAUCGAUGGAAAAGUAUUUGUUUCAUAAUAUUCAUCACAUUAACUAUGGUAACUUCACAUUUUCCCAAAUCUGAUCAAACUCAAAUUUUAGAUUGUUCAAAAUUUGAUAAUAUUUUUUUGUGGUUUGAAAAUUCGCGCUAAACUCUACAAUCAAAAACAUCGUUACUCAUCAGCGCUUUAUAAAUUGCAUCAACAAUUUUUCAAAACUCUUGUUCUUCAAGUAACAAUUCCUACAUUAUUCAUUUUCAUCCCAGUUUUUCUCAUCCUUUAUGCACCAUUGAUUGGUGUUAACUUGACUGUGCUAUCAACAAAUGUGUUUUGGUUAUUCUAUUUGUAUCCAGCUAUUGACUCCUUUAUCGUUAUGUAUGUUAUAACAGAGUACAAAUCGGCAUUGAAAGGUAUGGCAACGUGA